Messenger RNA from Trichoderma gamsii, 879 nucleotides. RefSeq lists its product as hypothetical. The record is from RefSeq and is a predicted model, not a curated record. The transcript is spliced from 2 exons. Bases 1 to 879 code for a protein of 292 amino acids. Lineage: Eukaryota; Fungi; Ascomycota; Sordariomycetes; Hypocreales; Hypocreaceae.
AUGAUGCUGUGGCCGCGAGGGGUACCUGCGAGUACCGAGCCAGAGGAGAGCAGGCUGGAGCUACGGACGAAAGCACGAGGUGCUAAUGAUGGUGCCGGACUAGCGAGGUGCAAGUGGACAGCGCAGCACGGCACGGCAACGCAGCGGCAAUUGAAGGCAGCAACAAGCAGCAACAAGCACCAGCAACCAGCAAAAGAAGCGACGCAAAGAGGCAAAAAGAGCAAAAGGCAAAAAACCAGACGCAGCGACCACGCAACUGGGUCUGGAAACAGGGAUGCAUUUCGAAACUCAACCGCUCGCUGCCGCCCGCCUGAUUGGCCGUCGCCGCCAGCCGCCCCAGCCGGUGCAGCGCCAUCGCGGUGCAGUUGUGCGGCCGAAACAGCGGACCUCCAGCCUAAACAAACCCUGUCGAGCCCUGCCAUCCCGCGUUGCCACCCUCCAAAGCCCCCUCCAAAAGGCCCUCCCAGGCCGCGGUGGUGCAGCAGGCCCCGCCAUCCACCAAUCACCGCUGCCGGCCGCGCCGGUAGUCCUCGAGCGCACUGCGGGUUUCUGGGCUUGAAAUACGGGUGCCGUCGCCUCGAUUUGCGAGCUCGCGGCGACGAAGAAGAAGAAAAAGGGAAACUACAGAACAGGGCAAAAGCCAGAGAGCGCAUGCUUGCCCUUGCUUUUGCGUCCGGGGAGGAGCCGCGGCGUGCUGGCGCUGCGCAUUUGCUCGCUGCAUCAUCGCCAAUGCCAUGCUGCGCUCUUUUGGUUCCAGCCCUUCUGUACGACCUGCAGCCAGCACAGCACGAGAGGGUCGAGUCUGACUGCCGGAGGCGGCUCAACGCGACGCCCCCCCAAACGCAAAUGCGCUGUGCUGUGCUCGCUGCAGGCCGAUAA